CUAAGAGCAGACAAACUUGCGUAGUCUUGCCACGGUUCUCGCUGUCUGCCUGCCUCUCUCUAUGGACGGCCGGAGGGGAGAAGAGGAAACUGGGAUUUUUAUCGUCGGGACCGCAGCGCCUUUCCAGACCCUAGCGAUGAUUUAAUCACGGAAAAGCGGGGCGCGGGGGAAAAAAAGGAGAAGGAGAAAGACGACGGGAGCGCAAGAGGAGAGAGGAGCAGCUUCAGCCGUUGGAGAUGUGCGGUUGGGCCGAGAUUGCGGCGGUAUCCCUGUCUAGGCCUGGACUGAGCAGAUUGUUCUGAGAGGAAGCGGAUAACAAACAGGGGAAGUGAACAUGGCAGGGACCUCAGGCUUCUUUUCCAACGGACCUGUUCCGUGGAUGGACAACGACACAGAGAUGAACAACCUGUACCGAGACCUGGAGCUGGGGACAGUACUGACACUGUUUUAUUCAAAGAAGUCCCAGCGGCCAGAGAGAAGGACAUUUCAGGUCAAGCUGGAGACCAGGACUAUUAUCUGGACUCGCGGCACGGAUAAAAUAGAGGGAGAGAUUGACAUUCGAGAGAUAAAGGAGAUCCGUCCUGGACAGAAGUCCCGUGACUUUGAGCGCUAUGUGGAGGACUCGGCAGCGCGGCUGGACCAGGCUCACUGCUUUGUCAUCCUGUAUGGCACAGAGUUUCGCCUUAAAUCACUCAGCCUUGCAGCUACGUCUGAUGAGGAGAUGACCAUGUGGGUGAAGGGGUUAAACUGGCUUGUGGCCGACACGCUGAAGUCACCGACGCCGCUUCAGAUAGAGAGGUGGUUACGCAAGCAGUUCUACGCGGUUGAUCGCAACAGAGAAGACAGGAUAUCCUGUAAGGAUCUGAAGAGCAUGCUGAGCCAGGUCAACUACAGGGUGCCCAACAUGAGGUUCCUCCGAGAGAAACUUCCGGAGUCAGAGCUGAGGAAUGGAGACGUGUCCUUCAGUCAGUUUGCCCAGCUCUAUCGCAGCCUCAUGUUUGACGCUCAGAAAAACAUGGAGAUCCCGUUUCUACAAAGGUUCAUUGACAGACCAGAACCGAGGAUCUCCCUAGAGGACUUCAAGAGCUUCCUCCUGGAGUCUCAAAUGGAAAUGUGGGCUACAGACGACAACAAGGUUCAGGAGUUUAUGUUCGGCUACCUGAAGGACCCCCUGAGAGAAGUGGAGCAGCCUUAUUUCCACGCAGACGAGUUCCUGACAUACCUGUUCUCCAAAGAGAACACCAUCUGGGAUUGUUCCCUGGACCAAGUUUGUCCUGAGAAUAUGAACAACCCCCUGUCCCACUACUGGAUCUCCUCUUCGCACAACACCUACCUGACGGGAGACCAGUUUUCCAGUGAGUCGUCCCUGGAGGCGUACGCUCGCUGUCUGAGGAUGGGCUGCCGCUGUAUUGAAUUGGACUGCUGGGAUGGUCCUGAUGGAAUGCCAGUCAUCUACCACGGACACACCCUCACAACAAAAAUCAAGUUUUCUGAUGUGCUGACCACCAUCAAAGAGCACGCCUUUGUCACAUCCGACUACCCCAUCAUCCUGUCCAUUGAGGACCACUGUAGUAUUGUGCAGCAGAGGAAUAUGGCCACUCACUUUAAGAAGGUGUUUGGAGACAUGCUGCUGACCAAGGCGGUGGAUAUUGUGGCAGAUGGACUGCCCUCACCCAACCAGCUCAAGAGGAAAAUCCUCAUCAAGCAUAAGAAGCUUGCAGAGGGCAGUGCCUAUGAGGAGGUGUCCACAUCCACUCCCUACUCGGAGAACGAUAUCAGCAACUCCAUCAAAAACGGCAUCUUGUACCUAGAAGACCCCAUUAACCAUGAGUGGUACCCUCAUUUCUUUGUCCUGACCAGUAGUAAGAUCUACUACUCAGAAGAGACCUCUAAUAACCAGGGUAACGAUGACGAGGAGGAGCACAGAGAGGUGUCCAAUGGCAUGGACCAGCACGUGACAGAGAAAUGGUUCCACGGGAAGCUGGGCGCAGGGCGGGACGGGCGGCAGAUAGCCGAGAGACUGCUGUCUGAGUACUGCCUAGAAACCGGAGCUCCUGAUGGCUCCUUCCUGGUCCGAGAGAGCGAGACGUUUGUUGGAGACUACACUCUGUCAUUCUGGCGUUCAGGGCGGGUGCAGCACUGUCGCAUCCACUCGCGUCAGGAGGCAGGUAGCCCCAAGUUCUACCUGACGGACAACCUGGUGUUCGACACGCUCUUUGCCCUGAUCAGCCACUACCAGCAGGUGGCGCUGCGCUGCAAUGAGUUUGAGAUGAAGCUGACUGAGCCGGUGCCUCAGACCAAUGCCCACGAAAGCAAAGAGUGGUACCAUGCCAACCUCUCCAGGAGCCAUGCUGAGAACAUGUUGAUGAGGGUUCCACGUGACGGGGCUUUCCUUGUCAGGAAGAGGGCAGAACCCAACUCGUUUGCCAUUUCCUUCAGGGCCGAGGGUAAGAUAAAGCACUGUCGUGUGCAGCAGGAGGGUCAGACCGUGGUGCUGGGCACCUCAGAGUUUGACAGCCUAGUAGAUCUCAUCAGCUACUACGAGAAGCACCCUCUGUACCGCAAAAUGAAGCUGCGCUACCCCAUCAAUGAGGACACACUGGAGAAGAUAGGCACUGCUGAGCCAGACUACGGGUCUCUGUAUGAGGGCAGGAAUCCAGGCUUUUACGUGGAGGCGAACCAAAUGCCAACGUUCAAGUGCACGGUGAGAGCCAUGUACGAGUAUAAAGCCCAGAGAGACGAUGAGCUCUCCUUCACCAAGAGCGCCAUCAUCUCUAAUGUGGACAAACAGGAAGGAGGAUGGUGGAAGGGUGACUGUGGAGGGAAGAAGCAGCUGUGGUUUCCUGCCAACUACGUGGAGGAGAUCAGUCCAUCAGCGGCAGAGCCUGACAGAGCUGAGAUGACAGAGAACAGCCCUCUGGGAGAUCUACUGAGAGGAAGUGUGGACGUGUCUUCCUGUCAGAUUGUUGUGCGUCCUGACGGGAAGGGCAGCAGGCCCCACGUCUUCUCCCUCGUACCGAAUGCCUCCAUGCGGACGGGCCCUGUGCUCGACGUCGCUGCCAACAGCCAAGAGGAGCUCAAGGAAUGGGUGUUCAAGAUCCGUGAGGUCACCGUGACUUCAGAGGCCAAGCUGGAAGAGGGGAAGAUAAUGGAGAGAAGGAAGAAGAUUGCACUGGAAUUAUCCGAGCUGGUCAUCUACUGUAGGCCUGUGCCGUUCGAUGAAGAUAAGAUCGGCACAGAGCGAGCCUGUUUCCGGGACAUGUCGUCCUUCCCCGAGACCAAGGCAGAGAAGUACGUCAACAAGAUCAAAGGAAAGAAGUUCCUGCAGUACAAUCGACUACAGCUGUCCAGGAUCUACCCCAGAGGCCAGAGACUAGACUCCUCUAACUAUGACCCGCUGCCGAUGUGGCUGUGCGGGUCCCAGCUGGUAGCGCUCAACUUCCAGACAGCAGACAAGCCAAUGCAGAUGAACCAGGCCCUGUUCAUGUUGAAUGGAAGGAGUGGCUACGUCCUUCAGCCGCCCAUCAUGAGGGACGAUAGCUUCGAUCCGUUUGACAGACAUACACUACGAGGCCUUGAACAAGUCACUCUAGAGAUAGAGGUUUUGGGCGCACGGCACCUUCCCAAGCACGGUCGUGGCAUAGUUUGUCCUCUGAUCGAGAUCGAGGUGUGCGGGGCAGAGUACGACAGCGCCAAGCAAAAAACUGACUCAGAAGCUGAUAACGGUCUGAACCCCACGUGGCCCCGGAAGCCAUUCCAGUUCACAGUGUGCAACUCCGCAUUCGCCUUCCUCCGCUUUGUGGUUUAUGAGAUCGACAUGUUCAAUGACCAAAAUUUCUUGGCUCAGGCCACAUUCCCCAUUCAUGGUCUCAAGACAGGUUACCGGUCAGUACCUCUCAAGAACAGCUACAACGAGGAUCUGGAGUUGGCUUCUCUGUUAGUCCACAUGGACAUCGUCAGAGGCAGGGAUGAAAACGGAGAGGUUCUGAGCCCGUUUCUUGCAGUCGGGGCCACAUCACUGUCAGCAUCUGCCCAAGCAGGGAGGGAACGUUUGGGGGACUUGAGCUCGGUGUCUUCGACUUCCUCCAGCAUGUCUGCUCUGCCCCAGUCGCCAGCCCAGGCCAUGGCCUACAGGGGGAGGGAGGGCUCCUUUGAAUCCCGCUACCAGUCCCCUCUAGAUGACUUCAGGGUGUCCCAGGAGACACUGCUGGACCACAUGGACCCACAGAACAGGAGGAUGUUGCGGAGGACCAGAGUGGGCGGAGAGAACCGUGUCUGAGUCCAAGCCAAUCAGGACGCAUUUCUGUUGCACCCCCCCACCCACCCCCCCUCAACCCCCUCCUCCUCACCCAGUCGCCUCUCCCCGUACUGAUGAUGUCACUGACUGCUGUGAACACUGUUUCCAUGGAAACGCCCACCACCGCUUUGGCCUACAUUUCAGGCAGCUCUCCCUCCCUCCAUUCUCCAACACCCAACCACCCCUCUCUCUCUCUCUCCCUCUCUCCCUCUGUCCCCUCCCUGCCGCCCAGCCUCCCCACCACUCGCCUAAUGAGAAGAAGGGACUCAGACAUUAGAGGAAGGGGGGGGGGGACUGAGAGGAAGCUGACCGCUGUGGACAGGAAGAAGAAACGGACGUUCACAGGAGAACAAAAACAAGGCUGAACAAGUCCCAGCUCUGGACUGGUUGUUUGCAGAGCAGCUUGUCCUCCUUGUGUUUCUAUGUGUGCACAACAGCUGCUUAGUUUGGAGGCUAAGAGGAGGGAGAGAGAGAGAGAGCUCUAAAAGGUAUCAGUUUGAAACUGUUUCGUGGUUAAGUUUCUUUGCUCUUCUCUAUUUGGCGUAUAUGAAUAUAUAUAUUUAUUCCUGCUAUGCUGUUGGCCAGAGAACAGCAGCAGCUGACCUGCUCUCAAAGAGCUCCUGUCUCCAUGUUUUUAAUUAUUAGAAUUAUUUAAACCUUUUAACAUUCAUAAUGUGACUUCUUUUUUUCUUUUUUUUUUUCUUCUUUUUUUUAAUGUAUAUGUGUAAAACACGAGGGCUCUCUACGGCUAUUUUUAAUGUCUCCCUCUUCUCUGCUUUGUGGAGGAAUGCAUCUCCAGUGUAACACCCUAAUCCUGGAGGGAUAUUUAAUUUUUUUUUUUUUUUUUUUUUUUUUUUUUGAAGGCAUCAGGAAGAAGUCAGAACCUGUUUGUGUUAGAAGCAGUGGGAGAGAAAGCAGCAUCAUAUGUUAUGUCUGCAUACACACACACACACACACACACACACACACACACACACACAGCCAGGCUUUCUUUUUUCCUUCUAACUUACAUUCCAAAAAAUUGCACAUCAUUCCAUUUUCCUGCGUCGCAGGCGCCUUUACAAGCCAGUCUGACACAUUCAAGGAUCUGUCUCCCUCACUGAGUCUUACUGCUCAAGGAUCAUGUCUGUAGGAAAUCUUAUCGCUUCACUGUGUGAUAAAGCAGGACCAGGGAUACAUGUCAACCCUAAAAAAAGGGGUUGUGUUCUGAGUGUUGAAUGAUAAUUGUGUUCAAAAUUGUCCGUUUUUUUUUUUUUUCCUCUCUUUCUGAUUUUUGCUCGUAUCAUCUUCCCCUAUGUUUAUAGGCGUUUUAAUGGCAACACAGUCGUCUUGUCAAUCAAGGGAAUGUUCUUUAGGGCUGUGAGCUAAAAUGACAAUACUGAUAACUUUGCUGGAUAAUGUGAUGGGUCUUUUUUUUUUUAAGAACAAAGUGCUUCGAGGAACACAAUUAUGUACAUGUACUCACAUUUUUAAAACAUUUUCAUUCAUAGAGAACAUGGUAAAUGUUUCAAGUUUGUCUGUAUACCAUAAAUGCUGUAAUUAUGGAAACUGGAGAUGGAGAUUGUAGUAGGAUUACAUGUUUAAGUGCCCUGUGUUCUCAGGAUUCAUAAUUGAAUGUUUUAGAAUUGUGGAUAUUUUUUUUACCGACAUUUCAAGUCUUUAAACAAAAUGAUCAUUGUUUUAAUUUGUUCCUAAUAGCCAUUACUAUAACUGACAUUACUAUGAGCUGUCACUCUUUUUGAGAUGUAUGUUUCAACACCAACAGACAUCUCUUAAAGUGGUUUUGAGCUCCUGAGCAAAGGGGUUUUCCUGCGACCAGCUUGUUUUGGUUUUCAGUUGUUAACAUUUGUACAAUUGGAGUUUCCCCAAUGUUUGAAUUAGAAAAGAAAUUCAGUGCUGUGAGCAAGUGAGACGGUUUGUAUUGCCAGAGUAAGGGGUAAAGAAAUUAUGCCAUGUUGUUUGACUCGCUAUGUUUUGCAGCACCACACAGACAUGAGGGACAUUUUGUGUAUGAUGUUCCUGGGGAGUUUUGUCACAGCACUAAGCCGCUUUCCAGAAACCUGUGAGGAUUUUAAGUUCCACUGCCAUGAGAUAGUUAAACCGCCACUGCCCGUGAAUUUAUUGUCGGCAAAAUGUGCAAAAAUGGAAACCGAGUGAAUGCCAAACGCUAAACUUCAUAACUCAUCAUUCCCAACUUUAGAUCCUCAUUCUGGCCUCUGCUCAUAAAUGUUAGUCUAACUUGGUAAAUAAGACUUCUCUUGAGGUAAAUGUCGGUGCCCUUAAAUGUGCGGCGAGUUCUCAUCUCCUUUGCGUGAGAAGUGUGUUUGGGAGGAACAGACCGAGUCUAAGCUUCAGACUUUGUUGUAGCUGUGUUUCUGUGACUGAUGGAUGACAAAAGGUGCCUGGAGGGGGGGUGGGGGGGGAGGUCUGGGCCUUCAGUGAGCCCAUAUAACCGAUGGUGUUAUCUUUCCAGGUUUGUAUCAGAAACAGUGUUUUCUCUGCUUGUAUGUGAUGACUGUAUGAUGUAAACUCAGUAUUCUCACUCAGUGUUUGACCACUGAGACACACCUAAGCCAUAUGGUAUGAUUUAAGGUAAAAGCAGGGACAGGAGCGAAUACUUGAGGUCUCACUGAAAAUUUUUGGCAUCUUUUUUUUUUUUUUUUUUUUUUUUUUUUUUUUUGCACGUCGAUAUUAAUCCCAAAGCUCCUCCAUAUUACAUUUAUUUUUCCUCCAGUGGUCAAUGAAUGAUUCUUGUGGAGAGCUUUCCCUCCAAUGCUGCAUUUCUCUUAUUGCUGACCUGUCCGCUAACGUCUACGUGCCUCCGUCUGUGUACACAUCACAUUAAAUGAAGCCACAUCAUUCAGCUACCCUGCUGGGCUUACAGCACCCGCACAGCCAUCGGUACACCCACACAGGUGUCGUCACUCAUUUGUGGAUGGUGGGACCUCCUCUCAGCACUGUGUGAGCGUGUAUGGACCAUGUUUGACUGGCAUGUCCCUGACUCUCCUGUUUGGUUUGUUGUACUCACUGUGGCGGGACAACGAACUGUAAAGAGGUCAAAUCAAACAGAAAGACUGAGAACUCCUGUGUGGGUGUACAAAGCCCUUAAGUGUCAUUUGUUCUGCGUUUUUUUUUUUUUUCUCCAAUCUUCGUCUGUUUUGUUACUGACAGCCUCAUUUACAGUCGCCUUUCUGUAAUGUGCCUAAACUAUGGAGAGGAAAAGUAUUCAUUUUAAUUUUGCCUUUCAUAUGAAACAUAUUCAAGCCUGAAAAGUAAAUAAAAUACUUACUACUUUA
Messenger RNA from Seriola aureovittata, 7593 nucleotides. It is a transcript of the gene plcg1, whose product is annotated as phospholipase C, gamma 1. Gene Ontology annotation, molecular function: protein binding; phosphatidylinositol-4,5-bisphosphate phospholipase C activity. The transcript is spliced from 33 exons. NCBI's taxonomy places the organism in Eukaryota, Metazoa, Chordata, Actinopteri, Carangiformes, Carangidae. The record is from RefSeq and is a predicted model, not a curated record. Gene Ontology annotation, biological process: positive regulation of epithelial cell migration; phospholipid catabolic process; phosphatidylinositol-mediated signaling. The coding region runs from base 335 to 4279 and encodes 1314 amino acids.